AUGAGCUAUAAGCUAGGAAGUGUUAAUUGUUGUUUUCUCCUUGUAUUUGAGAGCUGUGUACUCCAUAUUAAAAUAGUGAGAUCCUUCUACCCCGUGGUUUUUCCCUUCUAUCAUUUAGAGGGGUUUCCAUGUAAAAUUCUCGUGUCUAAUUUAUUUUCAUUAUUUUCAUCAUAUCAAACUUUAGUUGUGGUGCUUCCUCCCCAACAGGAAACUCUAGAUUUGUUGGAAAGGAUGACAGAAGGAGAUCUAGAAAUUUACCUUCGUAAUCUUUUAAAAGAAGGCAAAUACCUUGUGGUGGUUGAUGAUGUAUGGCAGAGAGAAGCAUGGGAGAGUCUGAAAAGAGCAUUCCCAGAUAGCAAGAAUGGCAGCAGAGUUAUUAUUACCACUCGCAAAGAGGAUGUCGCUGAAAGAGCAGACGACAGAGGUUUUGUCCAUAAACUUCGUUUCCUAUGCCACGAAGAAAGUUGGGAUCUCUUUUGUAGGAAACUACUUGAUGUUCGAGCAAUGAUUCCAGAAAUGGAAAGGUUAGCUAAAGACAUGGUGGAAAAGUGUGGAGGCUUACCUCUUGCCAUUGCUGUAUUGAGCGGAUUACUUUCUCAUAAAAGGGGGCUAGACGAAUGGCAAAAGGUGAAAGAUCACCUUUGGAAGAACAUUAUUGAAGAUAAAUAUAUUGAAAUCUCCAACAUACUAUCAUUAAGCUACAACGAUUUGUCAACUGCACUCAAGCAGUGUUUUCUCUACUUUGGUAUUUUUCCAGAAGAUCAAGAGGUCGAUGCUGAAAACAUAAUACGGCUGUGGAUGGGGGAGGGUUUCAUACCAAAUGGAGAAGAAAGAAUGGAGGAUGUCGCUGAAGGCUUCUUGAAUGAGUUGAUAAGACGAAGCUUGGUUCAAGUUGCUGAUACAUUUUGGGAAAAAGUUGUUUCAUGUAGAAUUCAUGAUUUACUUCGUGAUCUUGCCAUACAAAAGGCAUUGGAGGUAAACUUCUUUGACAUUUAUGAUCCAAGAAAGCACUCCAUUUCAUCCUUAUGUAUCAGACAUGUCAUUCAUGGUCAAGGAAAAAGGUACCUCUCACUUGAUCUUUCUUACUUGAAGUUGAGAUCAAUUAUGUUUUUCGAUCCAGAUUUUCGUAACAUGAGUCCUAUAGAGUUUGGUAAUGUGUUCCAACAUAUAUAUGUGUUGUACUUGGAUAUUCGUGGUCAAACUAUUUCUUCUGCCAUAGGAAGUUUGUACCACCUCAAGUUCUUAAGAUUGACAGGUAUCCAUAAGCUUCCCUCUUCCAUUGGCAACCUCAAGAAUUUACAGACACUUCAUGUCAAUUAUUAUCAAAUCUCAUGCCAGCUACCCCGGGAGACAGCUGACCUAAUAAAUCUAAGACAUUUAGUUGCUUCGUAUUCAAAACCUCUGGAACGUAUAAACAAACUCACUAGUCUUCAAGUUCUUGAUGGUAUUGCUUGUGAUCAGUGGAAAUAUGUUGACCCUGUUGAUUUAGUCAAUCUUCGAGAAUUACUCAUGUAUAAAAUUACCAAAUCUUACACCCUAAAUAACAUUAGUAGCUUGAUAAACCUUACCGCUCUCAAAUUGUUUUGUGACUCUGAUGAAUCAUUCCCAGCCAUUGAAUUUCUUAUUUCUUGUCAAAAGCUCCAGAAAUUGUGGUUAAAAGGUAGAAUAGAGAAACUGCCUCUGUUUCCAAAUUCCAUCACAAUGAUGCUUCUUUGGGACUCAAAGCUCAUGGAAGAUCCGAUGCCUAUUUUGGGAAUGCUGCCAAACCUAAGGAAUCUCAUUUUGGAUAGAGCUUAUGAAGGAAAAGAAAUUACGUGCAGUGAUAACAGCUUCAGUCAACUGGAGUCCCUUAGUCUUGAUAAUCUUAAGAACCUUGAAAGAUGGCAUUUAGCCACAAGUGCCAUGCCUCAUAUUAAAGGUGUUGGUAUCCAGGAUUGUAGAAAGCUGAAGGAGAUUCCAGAGAGAAUGAAAGACGUGGGGAGAUGUUGAGCAGAUAUUAUAAAUCAGGUUCAUGAAGUUGUCUUGUCCAAGCAUCAAUCAACUUAAUAGAUUUUUUUUCAAUGUUUCAUUUCUUUUUGUGCUUUGUUUUAGUGUGUGGAAUUAGUUCGAAGAGUACUUUUCGGAUU
Solanum dulcamara is the source of this 2126-nucleotide messenger RNA. Its product is annotated as disease resistance protein RPP13-like. The record is from RefSeq and is a predicted model, not a curated record. The transcript has 2 exons. The coding region runs from base 1 to 1989 and encodes 662 amino acids. Gene Ontology annotation, molecular function: ADP binding. Lineage: Eukaryota; Viridiplantae; Streptophyta; Magnoliopsida; Solanales; Solanaceae. Gene Ontology annotation, biological process: defense response to other organism.